GCACCAUCGAGCACGAACACCUCGCAGUUGAGUCGUGCGUUCCCAGCGUCGCCAUUGCACCGAAAGGACCCAGCGACCAAUGCAAAACGCCUGCCGACCUUAACAAAGCACGACAGUGCGAAGACGCGGUGAAAAUCGGCCGCGCGCGCGGACACCAGCACGUGUGGCGCUGCAUAUGAGCGCAGCGAUGCAUUUCACACCGUGCGCGCGCGCCCACGGCACUUGCCGCGGUCGCCGCGCUGCCCUCGCGAAGCAACGCGCUUGUUUUGCAAGCGACACCGCGCAUUCGCGGCCGCGCGCGCGGCCGAGGCGACCGACAUACUAAUGUCAACAACGCCACGCGCCACCGGCACGCGACGCGGCGCCGCCGCGGCCAUCACGGUGGCUGUGCCGAGCAUUACGCACACACUGCACGCUCGACGCGCCCGACAUCCACAUUCAACAACGCCACCGCCGCCCGCAGACACAAACAACACAAUGCACUCCAAGCUCCUCCUCGCCUCGACCUUCGGCGCCGCCGCGGCCUUCCAGGCCCCGGCCGCCUCCAAGGCCACGUCGUCGCUCCAGGCGAUGUACAACCCUUCGUCGUUCGACGACGUGCAGUCGCUCCCGGGCAUCCUGAACCCGACGGGCUUCUUCGACCCGGCGGGCCUCUCGAACGACGUCUCCGCCUCGGAGCUCAAGCGCUACCGCGAGGCCGAGCUCACGCACGGCCGCGUCGCCAUGCUCGCGUCGCUCGGCUUCCUCGUCGGCGAGUCGGGCUUCACGCCCCUCUUCGAGGGCAAGAUUUCUGGGAUUGGCAUCAACCAGUUUUGGCAGGUGCCGACGGGCUUCUGGCCGGUCAUCCUCCUCUUCAUCGCCGUGCCGGAGACGUUCCGCGCGCUCCGCGGCUGGAUGGAGCCGACGGUGCCGGAGAACUACUUCCAGCUCCGCCCGGGCUACACCCCCGGCGACCUCGUCCCGCGCAGUGCCGAAACCUACCUACUGUGCGGUGUUUGUUUGUUGUGAUGUUGUCGUCAACGUCGACCUGUCGACAUGUGAUGUGUCGCAUCGAUGGCGUGUGUCGCGCGUUGUUUGUGUGUUGUGACGUUGUUCGUGUGUCGCGCUUGUUUGUCGUGGCUCGAAGAGAGAGAGAACUCGUCUCGCGACUCACCCGGGCGGUUUCGCGCGCAGGACUUCGAUCCCCUCGGCCUCAAGCCCGAGGACCCCGAGGCGCUCAAGGAGAUGCAGACCAAGGAGCUCCAGCACGGCCGCCUCGCCAUGCUCGCGGCCGCCGGCAUGAUCGUCCAGGAGCUCCAGACGGGCGCCACGCUCUUCUAAGCGCGUACGGAGACGGCCCGGCCGCGUCUGCCAUGGACGCGCCCCGCCACCAAGUUUUCCUGCCCCAAUAGCUGAUGGGCCACGCGCGGUCGAUGGGCCGCGCCUCGCCCCCGCUCUGUCUCGAUUAAUAUGUGAGUCCACUUCA
Molecule: messenger RNA, 1465 nt
Organism: Pelagomonas calceolata
Lineage: Eukaryota; Pelagophyceae; Pelagomonadales; Pelagomonadaceae
Source: the annotation of a GenBank genome assembly